GAAGCUGAGUUUAUGUGGGCUGCGACUCCUGUUGGUCGUGCGAUUAACUAGCAGCUUGUGUCGGCUGCGGGAGCGGAGCUACGUUUUGUUGUCUGGAGACACAUUGUAACAGACAGAAAGCGGAGGCAUAAGGCUUGGCUUUGCAGGGAUGACGAGUUUAAAGCUGAUCACUGUGACGGACAUACAGUAUUCAGGAUCUCUGCUCAAGUCCAUCGACGACCAGCGCAAUGCCGGACUGUUCUGUGAUGUUACCAUAAUAGUGCAAGACCGCAAAUUCCGAGCUCACAAGAACAUCCUGUCGGCAUCCAGCUCAUAUUUUCACCAGCUCUUUUCAGUGGCGGGACAGGUGAUCGAGUUGAAUUUUGUUAAGGCAGAGAUCUUUGAGGAAAUUCUGAAUUACAUCUACAGCUCCAAACUCUGUCGGAUUCGCUCGGACAGGCUUCAGGAGGUCAUCCAGGCUGGCCAGACCUUGGGUGUGCAGUUCAUUGCCAACCUAGGUGUCCCACUUUCCCAGGUGAGGGGUUUGCCAGGCUUGUCCAAAGUCCCAGACUGGGGAGAUGCUUUGGGCAGUGGCGAGAAUGCACAAACCAAAAAUGAUGUCCACUGCCCAGAAGCAGGAUCAUUGUGCAUGCCAAUCAUCACGGAGACGUUCUCCCUAUCUGCCGAAGAGUUCAAGCAGACAGAUGGCAGCGUGGAUAAGGAGGGAAACUCGACCAACGACGAUGUCCUUUUAGUCUCAAAAGAGGCACCUGAAAAAGCCACUGUCUCCAGCAGCACUGCUGGUGCAGAGGGUCCUGAGGUCAUGGAGAGGUGCCCCGAGAUUGAAAAAGUCGACAAGCGUCCUGAAGAGAAGGAUGCGGUGUCCGGGACAGAAGAUAGCAUAAGUCCUGAAGCGGGCCAGGCUGUGAUCAAAGAGGAUGGGGGCUCGCAGAUAAAGGAUGUUACUCCAUCUGCUGGGAACAUGGAUGGAGAUAAAUCUUCAUUCCACAGCAGCCCCACUCAGAUCCAGCUUGACCACAGUAUUCUUCCUAGCCCUCUGCCUGCUCCUCUACACAGCCCAAUGGUAUCCCCAAACACCAGCACCAAUAAUGUCCAGCCACCCAUGGGACCAACCUCUUUUGGUAGCUUAUGCACUCCACCAGCUCCCUCACCGCAUGUAAACAGCUCACACAUAGAUUCCCUCAACAGCCCCCAAACCAGAGAAAUGCUGCCACACGCUAAUGAGGUGCUGGGUGUGCAGAAAAAGCAGGUGACUACAGUUUUAGAGAAAUCAACUGCCCAGCCUGGGGAUUUCAAAAUAAAGCUCUCAGAUGUGAGGUCAGGAAGCGGCAAAAAUGGACCAGGGAUCCAGAGCCCCAAAACAGUGAUAGUAGGGAAAAAGACUAUAACACUAGACAAAGCUUCAGAGAUUGAUUCUCUGUCUACUGGCUGCAAGGUCUACGCUAACAUCGGGGAGAACACCUACGACAUAGUCCCCAUGAAAGAGGACCCUGGGGAGGGUGACUCCAAAACCAGCAGGGUUAGGAAAUCCCACAUGUCGUCAUCUUUCUCCCCAGAUUCAUCACCCCAGUCUCCCCGGGGGGUUUCGAGCAAGAAGAAAACAAAGCUCGAUCAGGAUGACCACUAUGAACUGAUCAUGGACGGGAAGACCUUUUAUGUGUGCGUCGUGUGCAAGCGUCCUUAUGUUUGUCUGACUAGCCUGCGACGGCACUUCAACACACACUCCUGGGAGAAGAAAUACCCCUGCCGUUACUGCGACAAGGUGUUUGCCCUGGCCGAAUACAGGACCAAGCAUGAGAUCUACCACACGGGGGAGAGGAGGUACCAGUGCCUGCUCUGCAAUGAGUUCUUCAUAAAUUACCAGCUGCUCUCCUCUCACUGCAAGCAGGUCCACAACCAGGACCCAUCCGGCCGCAAAGAGAAGGAUGACACUGAAAACAACCUGUACCGCCUGCUCCCUUGCAAGACCCUGCAGUUCAAGCCCUACUCCUAUGUCUCUGAAAGCUCGGCUGGAAUUCCUGUCAUCAACGAAGAGGGGAUAGUCUACCAUGUAGAGCCUGGGAAGGGGACCGAGGUACCCCGCCCCCCAUCUAGCACCCACACAUCCCCUCCUGUUCACCUCCCUCCCAGCCAAAGCAAGGUGCUGAACUGGGACGAUAUCUUUGUAGAGCCUGGGGCUCAGCCCCCACCUCAACCCCAGCCCCAUCCACAGCCCCCAGCCCCAGCCCCACCCCCACCCCAGCCCCAGCCCAGGCCACAGACCCAUGUGAAUCCAGCCGAGGCCUCACCAGAGUUUGAGUUUGUUAUACCAGAGACUUAUUGAGUUUAAGGAGCUCGACUUGCUAAGAAUUGUGCCUUUGAAGCAGGGAUUCCCAUUGUCUUGUGUUCUAGGGUCCAGGACAAGAGUUCCGUACUUAAGUGUUUAGCUGUUGUUUUUCAAACUAGUUGUGUGUAGAAAGCUUCAGUAUGCUUCAGCACAAGCGUGGCGGGUCUUGAAAUAGCUAGGUUUUUUAUUUUGUUGUUCUCUCGUUUCGUUUUUGUUUUGUUUUUGAGCCAGAUGGUUUUGUAUUGCCUCAUAUUGUUGUUCGACAGUUCUCACUUAUCUUUUAAAUGGCAGAGAUUGUUAUAUUCUGGAUAGACAGCACUAUGGCGUUCGUCGACAUUGUCACUGUCAGCACUUACUGUUGUUUCCACGAAGCACACAGAGGAACGUUUAGCUCGAGUCGCUCAAGCCCGAGUUUUGAACUGUACUCGCCUGUUUUCAGUCAAACAAUAUUUUUAUAUUUGAAAAGGAAACGGUUAUACAUUUGGGAUUUUUGGGCGGGGGUAAGAAGGGGUGGAAAAAAGGACAAAGGACUAGCAGUUCCACCAAAGACAUGGUGUCAGGUGAAUGAUCAUCAUAAUACUGAUCAUGACUGAAUGAUGGUCUAGGCUCGUAUUAACAUGAAAAAUCACACCAGCACCAGAAUUGGCAGCUGCCAGUUUCCUCUGUUCUGCCUCCUUUAAUCUAUACUUAUUGUAUGGAGCAUAAACAGUAUUUGGAAUGAUUAUGACUAAGAUUCCAACCAUGGGAAAGUAGGCCACUGGCACUAUACUGUUCUUAGGUGCUUUUUAUCAGAGAAUGAUAUGCUAAGCUAAGAGUUUAGGAAGCUUCAACUGAAAUGCAGGAUACAAGGAAGCGGAAGUGAUUUUUUUUUUUGUGCGCUAAGCGACAUGGUGUCCCGAUGGUGAUGGAAUCGAAAAAACACAGGUUGUUAUUGUGUUCUGUUGUAUGUAUUAAUGAAACUGCUAUACAUCUCCGGAAAAAUGUUGUCCAGUCUAGUCCAGAUAGUGAUAAGUAAUUCAGGCGGUUGAUGCUUGUGAAAGCAUCAGGUGAAACUUUUUUUUAAAGAUAACUGCUUCCCAUAGCACUUUUUUUUGUUUGUUUUUUUUACCUGAAAUGCAUUCAGACAGAUUCCCAGACGCGAGUGUAAGCAGCACAAGGCUUCUUCCAAACGACAGUGGCCUCAGAGGUGCUGUGGUGUUUGUUUUGGGCCGAUAAUUCUCCAUUUUCACUUUUUAAAUGCACAUGUUCAGUUAAACCUCCCCUUUUUUUGUAACCGGCCAAAAUCAGUCGGCUUUUUAGGCACGAACGGAUAAAGUGAUAUUUAAAUAAAUUUUAAAUUAAUAAAAUGAAAAGAUAAAUCCAAAGCCCAAGACUUUAAAAGGAUCUGAGGCCUGUGUGUGGUAUGUGUGAGGUUUUUCUCUUUUAAAAAAGUUUAUAUGCCGGCCAUGUUUUAGUAUUAUCGGAAAUAAAGAUGCUCGUUCUAUAUUCCGAGCAGGAUUCUCACGCCGCUGUACCUUGGCUGAGGAAGCAAGCACUUGGGAGAUUGCAGCACAUGAAGUGCAUUUCCUUUGAAGGAACUUUUUCUGUCUAUUCAGAAUGUUGCUAUUGUCUCGUGCAAGAAAAUGCCACCAGAGUUGUAAUUUUCAUGAACAUUUUUUUUAAACUUCUAAUCGUGUCUUGUCAGUAUGUAGCUGCUCUGUGUUGGCCAGUAGAGAUCAUUUUUAUCUACAGAAGUAGUCUUUGCUGUCCCUGUUUAUCAGAAAAUAAAAGCAGUUUAAGCUUUUAUUGUUUCGGAAACAAAUUAACAACUGUGUAUUGUGUAAAUAACUGUACUAAAGACCUUUUUUCAUUUUAACAUUCAUUUUCUUUGUGUUUCUCAAAGUUAUUUAUUAGCUCUUAGUGCUAUACAAAACUUAAAUAAAGUUUAUGGAGCUGA
This is a messenger RNA of Paramormyrops kingsleyae, 4262 nucleotides long. It is a transcript of the gene zbtb33, whose product is annotated as zinc finger and BTB domain containing 33. Gene Ontology annotation, biological process: regulation of transcription by RNA polymerase II. Gene Ontology annotation, molecular function: RNA polymerase II cis-regulatory region sequence-specific DNA binding; DNA-binding transcription factor activity, RNA polymerase II-specific; protein binding. The record is from RefSeq and is a predicted model, not a curated record. Lineage: Eukaryota; Metazoa; Chordata; Actinopteri; Osteoglossiformes; Mormyridae.